UUAAAAAAGGGUGAUAGAAACUCCGAAAUUAAGAAUAUCAAGGUAAAGAAAAAUUCAUUCUGUACCUCAUCGGGUAAUUUGAUUAAAAAAAAAUAUUUACGCGAAUGAGAUCUGUCACACCAAGCAUCGGAAAUCAUGGAAAUAGUAAGCGAUCGAUUCAGCGACUGCCAACGACCCCCGAGACAACCCAAAAUCACGACUAAAAGCGUUAGGGAGUGCCUGCAGCCGGAAAGUCUCAGCGAGUUUCAAGCGCGCAUGACUCAGAUCCGCAGUAUUUUGGUGCUGAAAAACAGCGAUAAGGAAUGGUCCGUCGGUAAAAGCCGUCCGAAAUUCGCCAAUCUUCCCAGCCACCUCGUCGACUCGGAUUUUGGAUAUCGAGCCAGAGAUCCCAACAACGUCGACAAUACCAUUCACGGAGAGUACGAGCACGACGCGAAUUACGAAGCGGAAAAGCAGCCCGGCUAUCAGUUGACGCGACGCUACGAGAGUCCGUUCGAUCGCUGUCAAACUUUCGGCCGAUCUCUGCGACUGGAUCCUCGCAGCAGCAGAAUUCAACGCCUCUUUCAAUAUCAGUCCGGCGAAUGCGAGUGCGAGGCGGAUCGGAAAACUGGCGAUGAUCGUCUUAAAUUACUCGCCGAUGGCGGAAGCGAAGACAUCUUCGAUCGGAUCGUCGCCCAGAGCAGCUCCAAUAACAUUUACGAGGUCUUUCACGGGGCGCCGGUGCAGAGAGACUUGACCGACGUGAAAAAUGCCUUGGCGCACGUCAACAGUCUGCGCCUCAUAAUCAAAAAACGCGACUCCGAUUUGAUUUUUUUAGAGCUGAUGGAUCACUACAACUGCGUCGAUAAAGUAUGCGGGCACGCGAUGUGUUUGCGAUUCUCCUUCACGUCGCUCAUAAAUUCAAUUAUUGUCAGGACAAACGUAAGGUCGUCGACUCGGUGGAGUUCUAUCGGGCUCUGGCUACGGUGAACAUCAAACCGAAUCCAAAAAUGUUCAAUCUCCUGCUGAAGAUAUUCGACUGGAUCGAGGGGAACGAUAUACGCUACGAGAAAGCUUUGGAUCUGCUGAAUUGGAAAUAUGUCUUUCCUUCGUUUGAAAAAUUACGAUUGGUUCAUCCGGUCGAGGAACGAAAUUACACAACGACCUAUCAAGAUACUAUGACAU
Molecule: messenger RNA, 1164 nt
Organism: Trichogramma pretiosum
Lineage: Eukaryota; Metazoa; Arthropoda; Insecta; Hymenoptera; Trichogrammatidae
Exons: 4
Coding region: 136-969 (277 amino acids)
Source: RefSeq, a predicted model, not a curated record